Molecule: messenger RNA, 738 nt
Organism: Aureobasidium vineae
Lineage: Eukaryota; Fungi; Ascomycota; Dothideomycetes; Dothideales; Saccotheciaceae
Source: the annotation of a GenBank genome assembly
AUGGCUCCAGACCUCAACUCGCUCCCUCCAUCACCAACCCUACGACGCACACCAGACGACAUGACAGCCAUGACUGACACGCACCCGUCGCCGCACUCGCACUCGCCCUCGCUCUCGUCCCUCCAGGCCGCUGCAGCCAUCAAUGCCGGCAUGCGCAACUCGAAUUCUCCACGCGCCAGCGCCACCCAACGCAGAAGAUCCAGUCUAAUGACCAACCUGCAUCUCAAUGAUGCCCAAAUGCCGGGUCCUGGAGAGAUGCAAGAAUCGACCCACCACCGAGCCCCUAGCCUGGGUCAGAUGCAUCAAGAGCUGGAGAACGAACAAGAACACCAAGUCAAUAGACUGCUGCACAUGAUCCGCCUACAGCAGGACCAGAUCGAUGAGCUGCACGCAGAUCAACCAGCCUCCGACUCCGACACCAGGCCGCGCACCCUAUCGAGCUCAAGCAGGCAGCAACCACUGCCCCAACGUCCAGUCUCGUUAUCGCGACACUCGUCCCAGGCCGUAUCCGUCACCAGCGGUCCCCGAAGCAGCAGCAGAUCUCCUGCCCUACGUCCCGUUGCUUCACCAUACGACCCCCAGCGCGAAGACUGGCUGCUCGGCGCAAAUCGUGACGAGAGCGCUUUCUACCAAGCCGAGACGCAGAUGUUGACCCGAGAGAACCAAAUGCUCAAGGCCCGCAUCCGUGAACUCGGUAAGUCACAUCUACGAGUAACAUCAACAUGUACUGAUAUGUAG